AUGAUUACAGAAGAGGCUAAGGAUAAUUUAAAGCUCGCCUGGCCGACGAGUCGACGACUGGAAGUCGCUGGGCAGCAACGUGACCGUCUUCCGCAAAGGGCGAACCAAGGUCGGCCAUUUGAAUGCUUGGAUCUUGUGGGACAUUGGCUGUCCGUCCAAGUUGAGGCUACCAACCGGGAAGCAGGACGACGUGUGCCACAGUUUUGCAGCUCGCGGGAGGAGGUACGACGCUGGUGCUGGCUCCCAGACUCUGUCUGGUCGAUCUGGGAGUCGUCCAUCACGCCGCGGGCAGUCAACAAUGGAGCUUCUGUGACCUGA
Molecule: messenger RNA, 318 nt
Organism: Glarea lozoyensis ATCC 20868
Lineage: Eukaryota; Fungi; Ascomycota; Leotiomycetes; Helotiales; Helotiaceae
Exons: 1
Coding region: 1-318 (105 amino acids)
Source: RefSeq, a predicted model, not a curated record